AUGUCAACUAAAUCUUUAAAACCCACAAAAUCUCCGGUGGUGACACCAUCUCCACCAUCUUCAAGAUCAUCUUCACUCUCUGCUCAUCUCGCCAUGGUUGAAAUCAAACAGAGAAUCUUGACAUCUCUUUCCAGACUUGCCGACAGAGAUACCCACCAGAUCGCCGUCGAAGAUCUGGAAACCAUCAUCAAAACCCUCUCGCCGGACGGCAUCUCAAUGAUCCUUAACUCCCUUUUCGACGCCAUUAACGACACCACCACCAAUAAACCCGCCGUCAAGAAAGAAUCCAUCCGACUUCUCGCCUUCCUCGCCGCCACCCACACCGAUUCCGCCGCCACCCAUCUGCCGAAAAUCAUCGGAAACAUCCUCAAACGUCUUAAAGAUUCCGAUUCCGGCGUUAAAGACGCGUGUCGUGAAGCGAUUGGACAGCUUUCUUUUCUGUAUCUGAAGGGUGAAAAUGGUGAUAAUAAUAUUGGGUCUGUGGUUUCUUUGUUUGUGAAGCCAUUGUUUGACGCAAUGAACGAACAACAUAAAGGGGUUCAAGGUGGGGCAGCAAUGUGUAUGGCAAAAAUGGUGGAAAUGGCUUCUGAUCAUCCACCAUUGUUGGCUUUUCAGAAGCUGAAUGGAAGGAUUUGCAAGUUUCUUAAUAGCCCUAAUUUCUUGGCAAAUGCUGCUCUUUUGCCAGUGGUUUCAAGUCUUUCUCAGGUUGGUGCCAUUUCUGGACAAGUCUUGGAGCCAUUGCUUCAAAGUAUUCACGAAUGUCUUAAAAGUUCCGACUGGACAACACGAAAGGCAGCUGCUGAUACGUUGAACGUCUUGGCUUUGUAUUCAAGUAACUUGAUCACGGAAAAACCAUCUUCAACAAUAAUGGUACUUGAGGCAUGCCGUUUUGAUAAGAUAAAGCCGGUCAGAGACAGUAUAACGGAGGCGCUGCAAGUAUGGAAGCAUAUUUCAGAAGGUUGUGAAGAUCAAAAACCACCCGAUCAUGGUCAAGAUUCUAAAUGGCGAAACGGCCUUCCGAAAUCGGAUGGUAAAAGAACAGAGCUGCGGCCACCGAAGGAUGGUCAAACGGAUGGUCAAAAUGUAUCCGAAAAGACAGUUGGAACAAAAAAGAAAGCACCUCCUUUAAGCGACAAAGAACUGAACCCCGAGUUUUUCCAGAGACUUGAAAGACGGGUUUCUGGUGAAGUUGAAGUUGUCGUUAAUCGUAGAUUCCUCAAGUCGUCUAAUUCACAAAACGAAGAGGAACCCGACAUCAAUGAUACCAAUGUAGGGUCAAUGUCAAAGUCAAAAAUCAACUUACAAGAUUGUAAUCCAGAAAGCGGAGCCGGUGGUCCGUCUUCUAGACAACAAGAAGUUGAUGAUAAGAAUGAUCGAACUCAUAGGGAGGGAUUAAUGAGUAGUAACGGAAAUUGGUUGGGCAUCCAAAGGCAAUUACAACAAUUGGAGAGACAACAAGCAUAUCUCAUGAACAUGUUGCAGGAUUUUAGGGGCGGAUCUCGUGAUGGUAUGGUGACUCUGGAGAACAGAGUGUGGGGUCUAGAACGAGUUGUGGAAGACAUGGCCCGCAAUUUUUCGAUAUCGUCGAGUAGUCGAAGAGAUUAUAUGACAGGAUUUGAUGAAUCUUGUGGGAGAUCGUUGGGCAAGUACAAUGGCUUCUCCGACUAUCCUAAUACGAAAUUCGGGAGGAAUGAUGAUGGGAUCUCGUUUAGGGGUUCUUGGAGACCUGAUAACGGCCGGAAUACGCAUAUUGAUUUACGGAAAGCCGUGGAUGGUAGAUCAUCGCAAUCAGAGAACGAAAGUGAGCACGUUAAUAGGAGAGGUUGGGGGGAUGUUAGAUUUGGAGAGGGUCCGUCAGCAAGAAGCAUUUGGCAAGCAUCAAAAGAUGAAGCCACGUUGGCGGCAAUCAGGGUGGCCGGUGAAGGCAAUGGGCCUGUCGGAAAUGGCGGAGCGGCGGCAGAAGUGGCCGGAGAUGAGAAUCGUGUACGGAAUCGGGAACCCGUUUGGAGAAAUGCAAUGGAUGCGGUUCAUUCCGGAGAUAUGGAUAUGGCGUUUGCUGAAGUUUUGUCUUCUGGGGACGAUCUUUUGCUCGUGAAGCUAAUGGACAGAACAGGACCGGUCGUUUAUCAGCUCUCGAGUGAUGUGGCGAGUGAAGUUUUGCAUGCGAUCGCUCAAUUCCUUCUCGAACCGAACUUGAUUGACAUAUGUUUAUCUUGGAUUCAACAGUUGUUGAACGGGAUCGUGGAAAACGGAAAAGAUGAUAUGGGAAUCCCUAUGGAAGUGAAAAGGGAGAUUUUGGUAAAUCUUGAUGAAGCUUCAUCGACUACCGACCUUCCUGAAGAUUGGGAAGGUUUGAUGCCAGAUCAACUAUUAUUGCAGCUGGCAUCAGCCUGGAAUAUAGUUGAUCUGCAGCAGUUACACAAAUAGUAACUUUUUUUUUUUAAAUUUGGUUUGAUGGGUAUUUUCUUAAGUUUAUCGGUUUGUUUUACGAAUGAUUUUGCACAUAAGUGUUCGGGUUGAUUCUUACAUAUAGGUAUAUGGUAUAAACUUGCCAUCUUUGGCUUCAAGGUUGUAUAGAAGAUGUGUUGGUUCCGAUCGGGAUCUUUUAGGGGGUGUUCGGUUCGUAGAAUAUAUUUGGAAUGAUUAGAGUGUUUCAAAGGGAAUGGAAUUGAAUCACGUUUGAUUACAGGUUUGUUCGACAGGAA
Messenger RNA from Cynara cardunculus var. scolymus (artichoke), 2705 nucleotides. Its product is annotated as microtubule-associated protein TORTIFOLIA1-like. The coding region runs from base 1 to 2427 and encodes 808 amino acids. Gene Ontology annotation, molecular function: microtubule binding. Gene Ontology annotation, biological process: circumnutation; multicellular organism development; unidimensional cell growth. The record is from RefSeq and is a predicted model, not a curated record. Gene Ontology annotation, cellular component: cortical microtubule, transverse to long axis. The transcript has 5 exons. NCBI's taxonomy places the organism in Eukaryota, Viridiplantae, Streptophyta, Magnoliopsida, Asterales, Asteraceae.